This is a messenger RNA of Xylaria bambusicola, 1883 nucleotides long. RefSeq names its product DEAD-domain-containing protein. The coding region runs from base 175 to 1617 and encodes 480 amino acids. The transcript is spliced from 11 exons. Gene Ontology annotation, molecular function: RNA helicase activity; nucleic acid binding; ATP binding. The record is from RefSeq and is a predicted model, not a curated record. Lineage: Eukaryota; Fungi; Ascomycota; Sordariomycetes; Xylariales; Xylariaceae.
CUUAUCUUAUCCAACAUUUUGUUGCGCUUACCUUUGCGACAUCGUCACUUAAGGUAUUGGUUAUCGACUACCUACCUUUGCACAAAGCGCCCGACGCCCUCACUAAACGCUACCAAUCGAAUUGCAUACAAUCUGCACAUUAUAGAAACUGACAUAUCUCACGUUUUGUCUCCUAUGGCACCGUCGGUAAAGAAACGAAAGGUGUCUCGAUCCGAGACCCUCCAGAACGAUCACGAUGAUAACUCUCAGGCUGGGACAUCCUCUUCGCCUACCGAGUCUGCUACGCUAGUGGAUGAGAGCCCGGCCGCCGGUGAACCUGAAGCCCCCAAAAAGACAUUCAAGGAAUUGGGUCUUAUCGACAGCUUAUGCGAUGCUUGUGCUUCGUUGAAUUAUACACAUCCUACCCCUAUCCAAGCGAAGGCCAUCCCCGAAGCCCUCUCUGGCCGAGAUAUCAUAGGCCUAGCCGAGACAGGCUCUGGAAAGACGGCCGCCUUUGUACUCCCCAUAUUGCAGUCGCUUCUUGAGCGGCCUUCACCCCUAUACGCCUUGAUUUUAGCGCCCACCCGUGAAUUGGCACAGCAGAUUGGUCAGCAGGUUGAUGCUCUUGGCGCCACAAUCUCUGUCCGAAGCUGUACCAUUGUUGGAGGUCUCGACAUGGUUCAACAGGCGGUGGCAUUGUCCAAACGCCCUCACAUCGUAGUCGCUACGCCAGGAAGACUCCUCGAUCAUCUUGAAAAGACCAAAGGUUUUAAACUAAAUUCUCUUAAAUACCUCGUAAUAGACGAAGGUGACAAGUUACUUGAUAUGGACUUCGGACCAGUCAUAGACAAAUUGCUCAAGUUUUUACCAAGGGAGAGACGAACUUUCCUCUUCUCUGCAACGAUAAGCUCAAAGGUAGAAUCAUUACAAAGAGCCUCUCUACGAGACCCUGUCCGCGUUCAGGUGUCAUCCAGUAGAUACCAGACUGUAUCAACAUUAAAGCAAUACUACCUAUUCAUACCCCAGGCGUUUAAAGAUGUCUAUCUGAUAUACUUGCUGUCCGAGUUUGCAGGGCGUACGAUUUUAGUUUUCACCAGAACUGUCUUCGACGCCCAAAGAAUCUCCAUUAUGAUUAGACACCUUGGGUUCAAGGGCAUCCCUCUUCACGGACAACUAAAUCAAUCGGCCCGUCUGGGGGCGUUGAACAAAUUCAAAAGUGGUGCAAGAGAUAUCAUGGUUGCAACAGAUGUCGCAGCAAGAGGACUUGAUAUCUCUGGUGUGCAAGUGGUUUUGAAUUAUGACCUCCCUGGCGAUAGUAAAACUUAUAUCCACAGAGUUGGCCGUACGGCGCGUGCUGGACGGAGUGGAAGCUCCAUUUCGAUGUGUACGCAAUAUGAUCUUGAGAUCUAUGCUCGUAUCGAGGCUGCCUUGGGCAAAAAGUUACCAGAAUACCCUGCACCUCGAGAAGAAGUUAUGGUUUACCGCGAACGGGUCGAAGAAGCGCAAAGGCACUCUCGAAACGAGAUGAAGAAUCUGAUGGAUGACCGGGGAAACAAAGGGUCUGUCCUGAGCGGUCGUAAGGCCGGCCAAAGCGCUAUGAAGAGACGUCGUGACAACAUGGACGCUGAAGAAGGCUAAGACCUUGUAUUAUGGAUGCAUUGCAAACGAGACACAUAUCGAGAAAAAUAGGCUCGUGCAAAGGAAGUGUUACGGAUAAAAGUGGCAUGGCUAUGGUUUAAAUAGCUAGAUUGGACGGAAGAGAUCUGGCAUUUGACCACUUAAUACUAAACUAAAUUUUAUUGAAAAUGUAAACUUCGACCAGGCUGUAUCCUCUGUGUGCUCAGACGGGCACGUAGUAUGUGCUGUUUAGACAACAACUCCUAAGACAGGCCGUUAUCUAAUAG